AUGGAGUCGGUGAAGCAUGGAGCCGAGGUGGUCGUGGAUUUGACAAAAAUGCACUAUCAUAUGAUCAAUGAUAGACUGUCCCGCUACGAUCCUGCCGUCCUGGUGCUCGCAGUGUUCGGUGGAACACUAGUCUACACAAAAGUCGUUCAUUUGUAUCGUAAAUCUGAGGACCCGAUUUUGAAGCGUCUGAGCAGCUACGUCUUCUCUCUGCUGCGCAAAAUUCCAUCGGUUCGCGACAGAAUCGAAAAAGAGCUGUCGGCUGAGAAGCCGAAAUUGAUCGAAUCGAUUCAUAAGGAUGAUAAGGAUCGGCAAUUUAUUUCUACUCUCCCCAUCUCUCCUCUCUCCCAGGAAUCCAUUCUGGAAUUGGCUGAAAAAUACGAAAACUACAAUACAUUCAACAUUCAAGGCGGUCGAGUCUCAGGCGCAGUCUACACGAAUCGUCACGCUGAACAUGUCAAUUUAUUGGGGAAAAUCUAUGAAAAAUACGCAUUUUCCAACCCCCUCCACCCUGACGUCUUUCCCGGCGCCCGUAAAAUGGAGGCGGAGCUUAUUCGAAUGGUCUUAAAUUUGUAUAAUGGACCAGAGGAAUCAAGUGGAAGUGUGACUUCUGGAGGAACCGAAUCCAUCAUUAUGGCCUGUUUCUCGUACCGUAAUCGUGCCUAUUCGAUGGGAAUUGAGAAUCCGGUGAUUCUGGCGCCGAAAACCGCCCAUGCCGCAUUUGAUAAGGCCGCCCAUCUAUGUGGAAUGCGUUUGAGACAUGUGCCGGUGGAUGAGGAGAAUCGAGUGAAUUUGAAAGAAAUGGAGAGAUUAAUCGAUUCGAAUGUUUGUGUAUUGGUUGGAAGCGCACCAAAUUUCCCAUCUGGAACGGUGGAUCCCAUUCCCGAAAUUGCAAAGCUCGGUGAGAAAUACUCGAUCCCAGUGCACGUGGAUGCCUGCCUCGGCGGUUUCAUGAUCCCCUUCAUGAACGACGCCGGCUACCUUUUGCCGAUCUUUGAUUUCCGUAACCCAGGUGUCACUUCCAUCUCCUGUGACACCCAUAAAUACGGAUGCACCCCUAAAGGCUCCUCCAUCGUCAUGUACCGCUCCAAAGAGCUCCAUCACUUCCAGUACUUCUCUUGUCCGGAUUGGUGUGGUGGAAUCUAUGCGACACCGACGAUCGCUGGAUCUAGAGCUGGAGCGAAUACAGCUGUUGCAUGGGCGACACUUUUGUCGUUUGGAAGAGAUGAGUAUGUGAGAAGAUGUGCGCAAAUUGUGAAGCAUACUAGGGUGUUGGCUGAGAAGAUUCAGAAGAUUAAAUGGGUCAAGCCUUAUGGAAGUUCGGAUGUAUCGCUUGUGGCAUUCUCUGGCAAUGGAAUCAAUAUCUAUGAGGUGUCUGAUAGAAUGAUGAAGCUCGGAUGGAAUUUGAAUACUCUUCAGAAUCCAGCAGCAAUCCACAUCUGCCUUACUAUCAACCAGGCUAACGAGGAAGUCGUCAACGCAUUCGUCUCUGAUCUUCAGAAGACGUGCGAAGACGUCGCCGCUGCUGGAAACCAGAAACCCGACCACGGAAUGGCUGCGAUGUAUGGAAUGGCGGCGCAGGUGCCGAAAUCAGUGGUUGACGAAGUUAUCGCGCUCUACAUUGAUGCUACCUACUCAGCGCCACCGGUGGAGAAGAAAUAA
Caenorhabditis briggsae is the source of this 1659-nucleotide messenger RNA. RefSeq names its product Protein CBR-SPL-1 (gene Cbr-spl-1). Gene Ontology annotation, cellular component: endoplasmic reticulum. Bases 1 to 1659 code for a protein of 552 amino acids. The transcript has 6 exons. Gene Ontology annotation, biological process: sphingolipid catabolic process; carboxylic acid metabolic process. NCBI's taxonomy places the organism in Eukaryota, Metazoa, Nematoda, Chromadorea, Rhabditida, Rhabditidae. Gene Ontology annotation, molecular function: sphinganine-1-phosphate aldolase activity; pyridoxal phosphate binding. The record is from RefSeq and is a predicted model, not a curated record.